GAAUACCAUGGGGUGCAGAACUCUGUGCUUUGGACUAUCUUGUAUUCUUUUUGCUUAUUAUAUUUCUGCUCCCAUCCCAGAAAAUGUUGAAGAAAUCUGGAAAGUAAGGGCCUUGGAUGCUCUGAUAAAAAUAACUUCAUUUACGGGAAAGUGGUUCCGAUGUCAACUCAGUUUUCAAAGCUUUUCCUGUGCUGUUUGUGUGCCUUCGCCAUGCUUCUUUGAUUCGGCUAAUCACUGCAGUUUGCAGGCUACCUUAUUUGAAAAUAUAGGUCUUAUGAAGUAUGAAGAAGUAUUUUCCACAUUAGUAAAACUGGACAUUACAAAACCAGUUUCAGAUCAAAACAUUACAGUGACUGACACCACCUUUAGUGGUAUUCCAGUACGUUUGUAUUUACCAAAAAGGAAGUCAGAAAGACAGAGACGGGCUGUAAUUUAUCUUCAUGGUGGCGCCUUUGUCAUUGGAAGUUGCAAGAAUUCGCCUUAUGACUUGCUGAACAGAGAGACGGCAAACAAACUUGAUGCUGUUGUUGUGGGAGUGGACUUUAGACAACCUCCUCAAUAUUAUUUCCCUGCUGCCAUUGAAGAUAUUCUUUCUGCGGUCAAGUUCUUUCUACAGGACAAAAUUCUUGAAAGAUAUAGAGUGGAUCCCACACGAAUCUGUAUCACAGGUGAUAGUUCCGGGGGUACAUUGGCAGCAGCAGUGACUCAACUGCUAAAGAAUGACCCAGUAUUCAAAAAUAAAAUUAAGGCUCAAGCUUUAAUUUACCCUUUUUUACAAAUCCUUGAUUCCUUCACGCCAUCUCACCAAGAAUAUAAACAUGGCCCAUUGCUAACAAGGGAUAUCGCAAUUAAAAUGGUAUGCUUAUAUUUGACCAGAGAUGAAGCACUUCCUCAGGCAACAAAUAAAAACCAACAUAUGCCUCAAGAAUCAAGACAUCUGUUCAAGUUAGUCAACUGGAGUACCUUUCUUCCUGAUAAGUAUAAAAAGAACUAUAUUUAUACAGAACCAAUUCUUGGACGACUUGACGUAUCAUAUCCAGCACUUUUGGAUAGUAGGUUAUCACCCUUGUUAGUGAAUGAUUCCCAGUUACAAAAGUUGCCAUUAACUUAUAUCAUCACCUGUCAACAUGAUAUUCUAAGAGAUGAUGGACUUAUAUAUGUCACACGACUUCAGAAUGUUGGAGUUAACGUUGUUCAUGAUCAUAUAGAGGAUGGAAUUCAUGGAGCUCUAUCACUCAUAUCACCACGAUUUUAUUUACUCUUAGGCAUUAGAAUAAAAGAUAAGUAUAUUAACUGGUUAGAAGAAAAUCUAUAAAUCCAUAAAUCGUACAUGUCAGUAAUCACUUAGUUAGUAUUAUAAUCCAAAGAUUAUGUUUUAAAGUCUUGCGAGUUUAAUGGAUAGAACGAUGGUAUGAGUUUGGGAUAAAUCAAAGUUUAAAUCAGAGUACUUUUAAAUGUAAGUUUAAAUUGUGUACUUUUGAAUAAAUUAUUUAGUUUUUCUACUGUUAAACCUUGCUAAAAUGAAGACAUUAUUGUAUUAUUCCAAUUUGAUUUACUUUGCUUGAUAAACACUAAAUAUUCACUAAUAUCAGUAAAGUAUAAAAGUGACUAUGGUUAUAGGCAACGCAGGCAUAACAGUUUCUUGGCAGUGAUAAGAAUGGUAAUGGUGAGUGAGGGGAAAGUUUAAGGAAGGAAAAUUGCAAUGACAUUUGUAUGGGGUUAUCACUACAUUAUAUUGCAGCCAUUUUUUUCAAUUAGGUAUGGCUCAUACAUUACUUAUAUCUGCCCAAUGUAAAUUCUAUUAGUUUUUUUUUCUAUUCACUUAAUAAAAACAAAAUCUGAUUUCAAAUGUAUUGCUAGGAUUCUUUGCCUAUAGAAGAAAAAAAAUUAACUUCCGUACUCUGAAUUAUUUCUAUAGCCUGAAAUUUUCACCCUUACUCAAACUUUUAGCAAAAUCGCUACAAACUUUUAGCAAAUUUUACUACAUUGAUUGCUAUGUGCUGAUUAUUAAUCCAAGAAGCUUCCUAACCAACUAUAUGACAGCCAAAAUUAUUUAUUCUAUUAUUUUGAAUUACCAGAUUAAAUCAUAUAUCCUUAUGCAGGAUAUAUAAGUAGCAAGAUACUUAAGCUGAUAAACUCAGGAGCUCUUGACUUCCUUGUGAUGAUGAGACCAAUUCUCAUGUCAGCCUAUACCAACCUCACAAUUAAAAUGCAUUCCCAUUAUGAGGCAUUAGAAGUAAUUUUUGAGGUCCUUGUGAUGCUGCUGUUUGCCUGAUAUUGUUUUCUCUGUUCUGGAUCUUUUAUUAACGCUGACUGAAUAUGGUGUUGUGUAAAUUCACUUGUUCCUGUGGAUUUGAUUGAUAAUCAAAUACCAAAACUUUUUUCUUUUGGCCUGCAGCUUAUUCACUUGCUGUUUGGUCAUCUCAACAAUAAUCUGUUCACUAAUUUUCACCAGAGUUUACCAUAUACAUCUCUUCACUAAAAUUCAAAUACUGAGCUAUAUUUCAUAAGCUUGAGAAUGUGUUGAUGAAUAUGUUUUCUUUGCUAUUAGUUGUUUCAUGACACGUAUAAAGCUAUGACCUCCUGUGCAAUAAUGAUCUGGUUGUUUCACUUAUAAAUCAUAAGGGACAUUGAUAAACUCAUUUUAAAGCAGAAUUGACACAAAAAAUUUGUUUGCCAGACUUAACUAUUAAUCAUUUAAGUCAUGUGAGUAGGUAUUAUAUGUUCAAAGUUUGUUUUGCAAACACUGUACAGCAGGAAAUGCCUGUAGAUUAAUUCCAGCAUUCAUGCAUGUACUUGUUCAUUGAUUCAUUCACAAAUUUUACUGAGUAUUUUGUAUAAUGGCUAAAUUUCAAAUAAGUCAUGAACAUGGAGAAAAGAUUAGAAAACUGUCAUUUUUUGGUUCACAAUGCAAAUAUUUUGAGGUAAGUUAUUUAAACGUUAAAUAUACAGCAUGGAACAUAAAAAAGCAAAGAAGAAUUAAAUAUGAAUUAUAUAAAUUCAGUUACCAUCCAAAUUAUCAAUCUUUUGGUUAAUAUACAUGAUUGAACAUCAAUUUUAUGAUAAUAUGUAACAUGUUUCCCUAGAAACUUGUUUAAGCAAAUUGCUAGUGACAGAGUAAUUUUGUAUCUGAUAUGUUUUAGAAGUAGGUACAGAAUUACCAGUUCAUUUAAAACAUGAAGGAAAUAAUUAUUUCCUGAGAUAUAAAGGGGUCAAAGACAACCUCUUAGUUGAAAAAAGAAAAUUAAUAGAAUACUUAGCAUUAAAGUGACUGGAAGUUGAGUGACAGUCUAUUACAAAGGUGUCAGAAGCAGAUAAGUUUGUAGCCCAUUUUAUUUCAUAUUUCAAAUCAAUUCAUGUAAAUGCUCACGAAAAUAUUUUACAUAAAGUAAAAAGUUAAAAGGCUGUGCAACCUCUUUCAUUAAUUCAGCAUAAUUUUUUUUAUUAUUAUACUUCAAGUUGUAGGGUACAUGUGCACAUCAUGCAGGUUUGUUACCUAUGUAUACAUGUGCCAUGUUGGUGUGCUGCACCCAUUAACUCGUCAUUUACAUUAGGUAUACCUCCUAGUGUUAUCCCUCCCCCCUCCCCCCACCCCCCAAUGGGCCCCAGGGUGUGAUGUUCCCUUUCCUGUGUCCAAGUACUCUCAUUGUUCAGUUCCCACCUAUGAGUGAGAACAUGCAGUGUUUGGUUUUUGUCCUUGCAAUAGUUUGUUGAGAAUGAUGGUUUCCAGCUUCAUCCAUGUCCCUACAAAGGACAUGAACUCAUCAUUUUUUAUGGCUGCAUAGUAUUCCAUGGUGUAUAUGUGCCACAUUUUCUUAAUCCAGUCUAUCAUUGUUGGACAUUUGGGUUGGUUCCAAGUCUUUCCUAUUGUGAAUAGU
Molecule: messenger RNA, 3878 nt
Organism: Pongo pygmaeus (Bornean orangutan)
Lineage: Eukaryota; Metazoa; Chordata; Mammalia; Primates; Hominidae
Product: arylacetamide deacetylase-like 2
Exons: 6
Coding region: 8-1315 (435 amino acids)
Cellular component (GO): membrane
Molecular function (GO): carboxylic ester hydrolase activity
Source: RefSeq, a predicted model, not a curated record